Eruca vesicaria subsp. sativa (arugula) is the source of this 195-nucleotide messenger RNA. The record is from the annotation of a GenBank genome assembly. NCBI's taxonomy places the organism in Eukaryota, Viridiplantae, Streptophyta, Magnoliopsida, Brassicales, Brassicaceae.
AUGGCGAUCAUCAAGAUCGACAUUAAUAUAUAUGUCACCCUGAGCCUGCUUGACUCACAAGCUGUCUUUUUCCACAAGAAACUUGAAGGAAAAGAUCCAAGGGUUGUUCUUGCAAGUAGCAUAAACCCCAAGAUAGUAGGAGGUAUAUUUAUGUCUGGAAUUAAGGAACACAAAACUUAUACUAUAACUUACUAG